UCUGUUUACAUGAUGAUUGAAGAUAACAAAGAGAAUGAAGACCAUGCAUCUGAAAGAGGAAGGACAGCCGUCAUUUUUUCCUUGAAGAAUGAAGUUGGAGGACUUGUAAAAGCAUUAAAACUCUUUCAGGAGAAGCAUGUAAAUCUGGUACAUAUUGAGUCACGGAAGUCCAAGAGACGAAAUUCUGAGUUUGAGAUCUUCGUGGACUGUGACAGUAACAGAGAACAACUGCAUGAGAUCUUCCAGCUCCUGAAAUCCCAUGUCAAUGUUCUGUCUGUGAGUCCAACAGAGCAUUUCAAUGUCCAGGAAGAUGACAUGGAGAAUGUUCCCUGGUUUCCGAAGAAGAUCUCAGAUUUGGAUAAAUGUGCAAACCGGGUGCUGAUGUACGGGUCUGACUUGGAUGCCGACCAUCCCGGUUUCAAAGACAAUGUCUACCGCAAGAGGAGAAAGUAUUUUGCAGACCUGGCUAUGAACUACAAACAUGGUGACCCAAUUCCCAAGAUUGAAUUCACUGAGGAGGAGAUCAAGACUUGGGGAACUGUGUACCGAGAGCUUAAUAAUCUUUACCCAACUUACGCCUGUAGAGAGUACCUUAAAAACCUACCCUUGCUCACCAAACACUGUGGGUACAGGGAAGACAAUAUCCCCCAGCUGGAGGAUGUGUCCCGCUUUCUGAAAGAGCGCACAGGCUUCACCAUUCGCCCUGUUGCUGGAUAUCUGUCUCCCAGAGAUUUCUUGGCAGGAUUAGCAUUCAGAGUUUUUCACUGCACUCAAUAUGUCAGACACAGCUCGGACCCUCUCUAUACACCAGAGCCUGAUACCUGCCAUGAGCUCCUAGGCCAUGUCCCUCUUUUGGCUGAACCCAGUUUUGCUCAGUUCUCCCAGGAAAUUGGUCUUGCAUCACUUGGGGCAUCAGAUGAGGCUGUCCAAAAACUGGCAACGUGCUACUUCUUCACGGUAGAGUUUGGCUUGUGCAAGCAAGAGGGACAGCUGCGAGUUUAUGGAGCUGGCUUGCUCUCUUCGAUUAGUGAGCUCAAGCACUCACUCUCUGACAGUGCCAAAGUCAAGCCCUUUGAUCCGAAGGUCACCUGCAAGCAAGACUGUCUCAUUACAACUUUCCAGGAGGUUUACUUUGUUUCUGAAAGUUUUGAAGAAGCAAAGGAAAAGAUGAGAGAGUUUGCAAAAACCAUCAAGCGCCCCUUUGGGGUGAAGUACAAUCCCUACACUCAGAGUGUGCAGAUCCUGAAAGACACAAAAAGCAUUGCCAGCGUGGUGAAUGAGCUGCGCCAUGAGCUGGACAUUGUCAGCGAUGCCCUCAGCAAGAUGGGAAAGCAGCUGGAAGUUUAACACCCUGUCAGCACUGUGGUGCAAGCCAAUUCUUCCCUUCUCCCCACUGAUUUCUUUCUAGGCAUAUAGUGUGUUGCAUGCAGAACUCCUUUACACAUGGAAGAGUGAAUGGCCCUUAAGAAAGACUAUAACAAUUUUGUCUUGUUGCUCUCUGUAAAUUUCCUCACAUAAAUGCGUUCCUCCACCCCCCUUAGGUAAAAAAAGGUCCAGAGUUUCCUUUUAGAAGCUUGUAGGGGAGCAGAGCAAUUGUUAGACUGGAGAAAAAGUGUGGUCUGUGGAUCAGGGCUGGGAUCAGAUGCUGCAGGAGGUGGCUUAUGAGACAAAAAUGAUGCAAUUCACCCUAGGGAGAAUUAAAUUUCUGACUUCAGCAGUCUAUGCUACUGAUUGUAUGGGGCUGAAGACUUGACAGUGUAGAAGCUGUGGUAAUUCAGUGUUUCAAAGUCUGUGCUACUAAGUUUGAAACUUGAAUGAUUACAAUGCAGGCACCAGGACACAAAUAGCUGGAGGUUCAACAUGGUAAAAGGGAGCGGUCAAAUCUUGCUUUCAAAGGGAUUAUUCUUGCCACAAAGAGUUGCAAAUGUGCUGUUUGGCCUGCUUCUAGUAUAAGGCAGAGAUACAGCUGUUGCAUGAAAACCUAACUACAUUUAUUUUAAGCAAUUUGCUAUUGGCUAAGAGUCAGGAUUUUUGUUGCUGUCCUUGAUAUUGCACCUGAGGGAAGACCUUUCCUUAGAGAGGUACCAUUUGCCUUUUUCCUGAUCGAAUUAAUUUAGCAAAAAAUACAGAAAGCAAUGAAAAUACAAUACAGCAUUGACUUAGCAUAAAGCCUAAAAUCAUUUCCAAACUGCAACUUCAUAUUCAAAAUAACUUAAUUGGCUCUAAAAGAACAUCAAAGUUUUAAAUAACACGUAAAGGUCAUAGACCAGUGUGCUUUAUGUAAAAAUAAAUGUCCUGUUGAUUGCUGAGCCACUUUUUUGGCCUGCACAAGCUGCACAAAUAUACAUUUAGUUUCUUCUUUACCUGGCCACCUUCAUUUCCUAUCAAUCAAACUACAACUGAAAGGCCCAAGCAUUUCAGGGGAAUUUUGUGGUUAUGAAGGCAACAAAUUCCCUUGUAGUGUAAAGCAUGCCUGACUCCAAAGAGCGCUUUAGAAGUGUUGGGAAGCAGUGUACUGCUGAAUUGUCUGCAUUGCCUGCGUUGAGGGUCCCACUGUUCCAAGCAUCCUGCAGAGCUGUGCAAAGCUUCUGCUGCCCCUGUCCUGGCCUGGACAUGUGUGCAGGUUGUGAGACAUUUGAGGGGGGGAUCUGUGAUGUCCAGGGUGUAUUUAGCAGCACCCUAGGCACUGGGUUUUUUCAUGAGUAGAUCUUAUGAGGAAAUUUAGAAAGUGCACUGGAAGAAUGGUCUGAAAUCUUAAACACACUGGACAUGCUAGUCCAGGAUUUUGAGAACUUGAAAGGACUUUCAUGAAACAUCUGUGCUUGAAAAUUAGAUUGAGUUCCAUAUGCUUUCUAGUAGGAUACCUCUGCUCCAUAAGCAAUUGCCAGGCCAACCUCUCGAAGAAUACUCACUGUUUAAAUC
Molecule: messenger RNA, 2922 nt
Organism: Pseudopodoces humilis (Tibetan ground-tit)
Lineage: Eukaryota; Metazoa; Chordata; Aves; Passeriformes; Paridae
Source: RefSeq, a predicted model, not a curated record